Messenger RNA from Aplosporella prunicola CBS 121167, 1212 nucleotides. RefSeq lists its product as uncharacterized. The record is from RefSeq and is a predicted model, not a curated record. NCBI's taxonomy places the organism in Eukaryota, Fungi, Ascomycota, Dothideomycetes, Botryosphaeriales, Aplosporellaceae. The transcript has 3 exons. The annotation marks the transcript as partial.
AUUUCUUCCACCAAAGAAAUUUCUCGGGCAGACAAAAUCAAAGCGUUCAUUGAGGACCGCACCAAACUUCAAUGGGAUUGGUGGCCGCUAGCUCCACGACUACAUGAAAUAACACUUGGAACCGAGCGAUUAAAAUGGAAACUCUACAAUUAUCCAAUGAACACCUUUGUAUCCCUAGAAUACGCUAGUUCUGUCAGAGAGAUCAUAAAGAUGAUGCCUGACUAUCCACAAGAUUGCUAUUGUUGCAACGUUGAAAUACAGCACCGUCUCCAAUUUGCAAGAUGGGUAGCUCCCUUUUUGCUUGAACCACUUCUAAGAAAAAUUGAAAAUGGACCUGGGGCAUCAAACGCACAAAAGCAACCCACACCACCGCCUGCUCAUCCAUCUUCUUCAACGCCGAGCGACAAUCGAACCACUCAAAGAAACUCCAACGCUAUACCAGAGGGUAACAACCCUAUAGAUCCACCACAAGCCCCAUGGCAAAUGCCAGGCGUUCCACAGAAUUCCCCAAUUAGCAAUACCAACUUGCUCAUCUUUGGAAUCCCAGUUUCCGGAGCAAUUCACAUGCUCGAAUUCAUAAAAAUUUACGACCAUACCAGCGAUGGUGAUCUUUUCACUGAACUGAAAAAGAGACACAAAAUACAUUUCGGUUGGAUUAAACGCUGUUUUUCACCUUUUCGUUUCAGCUUUUGCAAAUUUGUCAAGUUCGAAAUCGUAGACUCACGCGAACUUUCCCGUUGCGUCGGCGAAAGUCUACCGGAUAAUAGCGGUAAUAAGCACAUAGAUUACAACUAUCAACCCCGCCCUGGGAAAAAUCCCCCAAUUGACCAAGAAAAGUUCAAAGCCUAUCUCACAGCCUGUGACAGUCAAUGUAAUGCAUCCUUUCGAGAUAUUUUGCAUUACUGUUUCAAGAUCGCCCCUGAAAAACAAGAGGCUUUGAGUUUUAUCCCCCAGAAGCGGAGCGACCUGGCAUUGAACCCAAACAGGGGCCUAGACGUAUGGGGACUUCAAGCUAACUACGCUGUAUCUUUUCUUUUUGUAGUGGUUUAUUAUUUGUUCACGAUGGGUUUGACAUACAUCUUCCUUAUCUGCUGGCUGUCUAGGCAUCCUAACGAUCUGCAAAAUGCUUCUAUUCCGUUUUUUAUGCUUUCUGCAAUGUUGCCACAGAUUCUCGCAAUAACUGGAUUGGCCUUUAGUCAAUAUCUCUUAUAA